Molecule: messenger RNA, 7912 nt
Organism: Pecten maximus
Lineage: Eukaryota; Metazoa; Mollusca; Bivalvia; Pectinida; Pectinidae
Product: protocadherin-15-like
Biological process (GO): homophilic cell-cell adhesion
Cellular component (GO): plasma membrane
Molecular function (GO): calcium ion binding
Source: RefSeq, a predicted model, not a curated record
AACAGACAACACGCCCCCCGGGAUGAUCCCCAUAGACUACUAAUGCGUUUAUUUGUACUGUCAGUCCAACCUACUGUGGAUCACAUGUGGAUCUCAAUAACAACUUACACUGUGUAAUUUUAACAUUUUAACAUACAGUUAUAUGUACAUGUACCAGCUACGAGGACAUAUGUGUUGCGAAAAUAAACAUCAUCAAACGAAAUCAUUUAAAUUGGAAUCAUAUAGCAAGCCCGGAGAGUAUCGCCUAACCACUGCUGUAGAGGAUCGUCUGUGAUCGCCUGCUGUCUCUGUGUGAUGUGAGGGACGCCCGGCCGUUCAAUGUCGCUUACAGUACGUUUUCUAAUAACGGUAUCGCCACACAUCGCUUCAAACAGACGCAUUUGAAAGUUCGCUGGACUUCUCUUAUACCUAGCGUGGAUAUAGAUCCAGACGCUAGCACGCGCGUAAUGUACCUGUAUCUGUGAAUGUAGAUAUCCGAUGGUCUUUUUCUAAACGGCUUCUUUUAACAAAGCAGCCGUAGAAUUCAUUAAAGGUCUACUCAGCAAAUAAGCGUAUUAAGACUGUCGCGCGGCUCGAACCGAGAGCUACAUUAUUACUAAUCAAGGUAUUUGAAGAAGUACUCCGAAUGUAGCCAGGUUAUAGGCCUAUUGGUUUCAGGAUUGGCAACACUAGGGGAAAGUGUUAGGCAGAGAAUUAGGUCCGUACAAAGCGAGUUCUUCCCGACGCCGGGAAGGGUCGAUUUGGCUCGGAAUUCCAGUCGGACAAGUUUGUGUUGUGUGGUGCCAAUCAGUUCAUCACUAUGUCCGCCAGUCAUCCAUCGUGUAGGUGAGAAUUAAAAAAGGCUUCGGGGGUAUAGACUAUCUACUGAUGUCUUACUUUGUGUUAACAGAUCUUUACACACGGGGCUGUCACUGAUAAGGCAGACUUUUGUACGGUGACUGAUCGUUAUAGCGGCAUCUCAUUGGGAACGAUUCAUCCCAGGGCACGCUGUAUCCUCAAAACAGUACAUUAUAUGUAUACAGUCAGUAUAUUGCUAUAGGAACUACAAGGACGACCAUUCGCGGAUCAGACCAUUAAUUCUGUGCUGUAGCUUUGGAGUGUUCCGUUGAUAACUUAAAUCAAACAAUUUUAUACUUUCUAUUCUCUAGAUCAAUUUCUGUCGUUAAAUCUUGCAGUCUGACGUUUUGGGUCACAUCGGUGAUAGGCUGCAUCCAUGCUUUAAUUAAAGCUAAUGGGAUUUACAACAACGAUCAGCAAACACCGGCACAGAAAGCGAAUACAGUGACAAUGUGUUCUUAACUGGAUAGUUUUAUGUUCACCUGUAUCUAAAUAUCACCGAGCGUAUUCAGGUCGCUAUAACUACCAGCAAAGAUAAUACAUUUGAAGCUAAUGUGACGUCAAUGCCUUUGAAAUACAUUUCUGUCUGUGAUCUACAUUUAAGGUAAAACACAGGUAACAGACACACGUGGAGUAUAUAAAAUGGACAUUUCCGUGGUCAUCCUUGGACUUUUUGCUGCAUUUCUCCGGACAGUGGACACAACAACUACAGAUCCAUGUUCCAUUUCGUCGACAGGAUAUGAAAGUUUUAUAACUGAUGUACCAGAAGAUACACCCGUUGGUUCUGUAUUGGGGAAGCUAGAUGUCUUAGGCGGCCCUGAUACAGUGAACUUGGCUCAACAAUCCAACAAUUAUCUCCACCUGGAUCAAGUCAGCCGGAACAUCACUCUCCAGGUGGCGCUUGACACUGAUCAGGGUACCGGAACAAUUACCCUCCUAGUCGACUGUCGCAUCAUAAAUGAAAUAGAUCUACCACCGAUACCACUAACUGUGAGGGUUAUUUUAGAGGAUGUCAACGACAAUCCGCCAAUUUUCUCCAGCUCGAACUACAUCGUCAAUAUCACAGAGGACACGGCCAUUGGCACAACGGUAUUUAACGAUGCUAUAGCGACUGACGCUGACCAGCGGGGUGGUGGUAAUGACCAGAUAUCGUACAGGAUACUGCCCGGACCGAACUCAGACUAUUUCGAUAUCGAGUACCCUCUAUAUCCCGAUAUCAAACUAAAACAGCUCUUCGACUACGAGACGAUUAAAUCUCUCACGGUGGAAAUAGAGGCCAAGGACAACCCCGUGCGUGGUGCCAGUAUGAGCAGUAGCGCAACUUUGACCAUCAAUGUUGUUGACGUUGAUGACCUGAAUCCUACUUUCACUUUCGAUUUCUACACCGGAAAUGUACACGUCAAUGCAACAAGGGGUACCGUUGUAACGAUAUACCCUCCAAUCAAAGCUCAGGACGAAGACCAGCUCAAUACUCCUGUCAUCUAUUAUAUGCUAGAUCCGAAGAAUCGCUUCAUUAUAAAUGAAAUUACAGGAAAGAUUACUGUAGAAUCCCAGCUGUCAGAGACGACAUACUCCGCUGUGUUAAAGGCGGUCCAGCGUGACAACCCUUUACGAUACGGUGCAGCCUUGGUUCAAAUUGUUGUGUCGGGCUACAACUCCAGUGACUCAGAUGGGCCGUCUUUCCAACAAAAUUUAUACGAAACUACUAUCUCCGAGAGCCAGCCUUCCGGAACUACUGUCAUGACUGUCCCGGUGAAUGUUUGUAAUUCGAUCACAACCCUGAGUUAUACUAUAAUGGAAAGUAUACUGGAAUUCGCUGUAGACCAAAGGGGAAACAUAUUUUUAGUAAAGACGCUUGAUUAUGAUGGUCCCGACAAGGAAUAUAGGUUUACUCUCCAGGUGUCGGAUGGUAUACAUGUGGCGUCAACGUCUAUCCACAUACGGGUCCAGAAUGUGAAUGACAAUACGCCGGAACUGAGGAAUGACGAGUAUUCAGUGGAAACUGAACGAGUACAGGGAGCAAUCAUUACUGUUAUAGAGGGUUCAGACAAGGAUGCAAACACACAACUGCAGUAUCAACUAAAGACAUUCACGUCGUUGUUUGCAAUCAAUUCCGAGGGAGACAUUAGCAUCACAGCAUCCCCGGAUGAACUAUUGGAAAACAGUUACCUUUUAGUAGUCAGUGUGUCUGACGAUGGUAUCCCACCUCGAUCAACGGUUGCCCUGGUAACGGUGAAUUUCCCGCCACUUGAUGGUGUUGGUGUGGUUGGUCCCCAGGACGAAAUGGCAGACAGAGGAAAUGACUUGCUGGCUAUUAUCAUGGGCGCUGUGGCGGCUGUCCUCUUCGUAAUUAUCAUCAUCCUCAUCGUGUACAUUAUACGAAGAGUGUCGUACACUGACGAACAGCUAACCAAAGCGAGAUUACAGGACGGCCUUGACCCUAAAGGGUUGACCUACAAACCAGGCGAUCCGUCUCCUGAUCCAGUAGAAUUAGACAUGAAAUUCGACGGUGACCUUGAAGAAACGUCAGAUAUCGAUGGUGCUACAACCAUACAAGAUAAUCCUUUAUCAGACGAUAGGAUGAAUUAUGGAUUUUCAAAUCAUUCUAACGAUGGAAGUGGUGAAAUUCAACUUGAUACUGCUGUGAUUCCAUAUGGAAACUCAUUUCACAAUUAUGAAGAUCGUCAUACAUUCCAAAAUGGGAUGCUGAAAACAUUCCACGUCCCGGAGGGCAGUAGUAGUGGUGAAAGUAGUAACAGUGAUAGCACAGGUGAUAGUAACAGGGGUCUGAUGAAGAUCCGGCCCCACAAGUCGUCAUCCCUAUCAAAAGGCAAGAAACUUUCCUGGGGUGACAGCAACGACCGAGGGAGUUCGGAGGAAACCCUUCCAAAAGAAAUGAGAAAAUCCAAAGAAAAGCCAGAGAUUACAGUCUAUUUCUGAUAUUUCUCCAUGAAGACUUGUUGGUGCUGUUUAUUUGUGCAAUAUAAAAAACUGUCCAUUGUUUACUGUGCAUAAUUUAUGCUGUUGAGGAUGAAAUUCCGGAGAAUUAUCCGCCCAUUAAAUCGUGUGCACUGCCAGACCUUUAGAAAGCCUUGUGAUAGCGCACACACAACCAAAGGAUGGUUGUGUGCCGUGUAAAGUCACAAAAUGCAUGUGUAGUCACAAAAAGGAUUAUAUCUUUUUCGAAGUGAUGGUUUGUCAUUUCAGAGCACAAGUACUUUUCUGAUUGAAAUGAUGGAAAAUGAAUUCCAUGGUUGCGAACAAGAGAGGUCCUACUCUACUUCACAUUGCUGUACAAGACUUUCCGUUUUCGGAUAGAUCUUGGUAGCGGCAUAGAAACGUCAUAUUGGACUGACUGCUGAUUAAGUAGAGUAUUUUCGUACUUACUUGUAUUUAGUUUUAUACAGAGAGCACAAACUUGUUAUAAAAUCAGGUAUAUAUAUAUUAGGUUCUCUUUAACGGCCCAGAUGUAAUUAACAACACAGGACUAUGAAGUUACAUUACGGAGACAAUAUGUAAGCAGUGCUAUUGUUUGUAACGUUACAUUUACCAGUGUAUUACAAUGAGGAUACCAAUGGUUACAACAGUGUUUAUUUGACUUUUGUGGGUACUGUUCAUCGAGCCUAAUCCUAUGAAGGACGAAUCUGCAUACCAGUAUGUGUAUCUUAUAAACACUUGGAGGAGGUUACACUUAUAUCGAUAAGUAUUGUCAUACAUAAUGCAACCAAUACCGCGCACGGAACAUCAUUUGCAUGUAUGAAAGAUAAGCUAUCAAAUACUAUAUUCAUCAAACCGACGCUAUCACAUGUAACAACUUAUAUACCUAAAAAAGUAGAAAUUUGUAUGUAUUCCAAAUGUUGAAGGGAUGCCUUUAAUUGUGAACAACGGUAAUGGACAAUUAAUAUUAUUGGCAUACCUAUGUAGUGGAAUAUACCGAUGCCAAAUUAUUCAAUAUCGAAUCAUCAGUGAAAAGACGCUUGACGUGCCUGCAAGCUGAUGUUUGAUUACCUGGCCACUAUUCAAAAUUUAGUUUUUCGCUGGGUGUAUGAAUGUGUUAUAUAUGAGCUUACUAUGCAAAUGCACCUGUAAUGUACCUGAUAAUCAUCAUUUAGUUCUGGUAUCACUGUAAAUGAUUUCACAUACUACUGGUUUAGGCAUUCAUUCUGUUAUAAUAUUGUAUAACAUUCCCUUACGUAUAAGAUUCCAUCAUGUAUAUUCUGACAUCACAUGUAUACUGCUGUUCGAAAUAGAGACACAUCUAGAUUAUUAUCAUGCAACAUCUACCGUCUUGUAAAUCAUUUUUUGUCAUUUUGUUGAAUCCAAUCACGAUUGAAAUCCAUUUUUUUUUCAGAAUUCUUGAAUUAAUUGAAUGUCGGCCCCAUUAACUAUUAAAAUGGUAUGUAAACAUGGUAGCUCUUCGCGUUGUUUCAUAGGUUCAACACAGGUAAUGACAAUCUAUAAAAAACAUGUUUUUCUUGGAUAGGUUUGAAUAGCAGGAAACAAAGAACAUUUUGUACGCAUCACAGCAAGAAUAUAUUUUCAGUAAUAAAACAAAGGAAAGAAAAUGUCAGUCGUUAUAGAAAGGUUUUUGUAUUGUAAAGAUGUCAGUAGUCAUGCCAUCGGAAGGAUUCUUUAUACGUAAGUUUCCUAUAUAUACAGGUGCUAGUUAAAACAAGUUUGAUGCUAAAUCCAAAAAUGCGUAAGUUUUAUAGAAUGAUACUAUGCUGUUUCUUAACUUUAACGAAAUAUUUAUAUAAAAAGGGGCAUUCCUUCGUUUGCACAGUAGAAACAUGUACAAUUUCUAUUGAUGAAAGCUAUGUAUGAUUAAGGAUUAUAUGAGUGGUUGUGCCUACUAGUAAUGAAAUUAAUGCCGAAAUGUGCAGAAAAUGAAAAUCGUACACAAAUACGGUCUGUCUUUACAGUUAUUAGUGAUUCUUUGGAGUGAAUUAAGAAUUUUUAGGAUUUAAUACUUGAAGAACUUUGGCUUAUCGUAUUAAUGUGAAGAUUGGAUCAUUUACUACUUGGGGAAAAUGCAUAUCUUCGAUUAAGUUCCAUUUGAAACCUAAACAUUAUUCAAACGAAGGAAUGCCCCUUUGACAUAUUUGAGACAAAGGCUUACUGUUUGCGGACAACGCAAUGCGUAUUAAAAACAAGUGACAAAUAGUUUUCGCUAUUAUAGAAGAUAAAUUUACUAAAUUACAACAGCUUGUCAAAUAGAACCAUCAAAUCAAAUCGCAAAUAGAAAUUGAGCGAGUUAUUGCAUACACAGGAGACAGGCUUUUGCCAUUCCCUAGUUUUGGCUGACAAAUGGGAUUAAUUCAAAAACAUUUUAAACAUUCCCAUUUACGAAGAUUUUUAUACUAAAACAUUAUUUCUCUAUAUCCCUAUAUUCCACGAAGAAAUUAGAUUCUGUGAUACUGUAGAAUUUGAAACUCAGCUUUGGCAUAUAACGUUUCUUGAAACAUGAUCACGUGGCUGGUUAGAAUCAAGAAAUAGUUAUAGUAUUUUGAAGUAUUGCAGAAUAAAUCUUUUAGUAAAGAACGUAUAGUUUUUCAGAGACAAGACAAAAUUAUCUAGCCAGACUCGUCUUCUUGUUAGUGAUAGAUACGAGUUAAUUACUUUAAGAAAUGUGGAGAAAUCAUCUUGAAUGCCUAUGAUUAAUGAAUUGUCCUUAGGAUGUGAUAUUACUGAAUUAAAUAAAUAGAUACAUGUAUGUACAUAAAACCAAACGUAACAACGAAUACUUGACUAAUGUAUUUGUUUCAGGUAAUUGAGGGUUUUUGUUUGUUUUUUUUUAGUUUUAAUUGCAUUCAAUCUUUCAAUAUUAUUGAAUCUUAAAUUCGUUUCGUGUCAUUGUUUUGUUAUGAAGGAAAUAUUCUUUGUUCAUAUUGUCAAUUAAUUGUGCGAGAUAUCCGUAGUAGAAAAUCGUGCUUGUUAUUUAAGAAUAUUUAUCGUCUUUCGUCUUAUUAAUUACAAAGCUCUUAACGUUGUAGAAAUAAAUAUGAUUUUGAAAUAUCUUUAACCGUUUUAAUAAUAAGUAAUGUUUUCACCAAUAUUUUAUUUUAAUAUAAUUUCUUUUCCAUUUUUUAUAAUGUGCCCUAAACAUGUACAAUGGGCAUUGCAAUUUUUGUUUGCUUUUCUACAGGAAUGUUCUUGAUAUCACGUUGACAAAAUAAAAUUCCCUUAGCCAUUUGGAAAUUGUAACGGAACAUGUCAUUUUGAAACCGAUUAUUAAAUAAAGUAAUAUUUAAAGUUGUCAAAAUAAUUGUCAUAUUGGUAUUUUUAGCCGUACGUGUUAUAAUUAAACUGAUGAGAUUAUGUUAUUGGGAUGUAUCGGGGAGGAAGAUGGGGAAGAGGGAAAGAAAGUGGGAGAGUGGGGAGAUUGCAUACUGUUAUUGACUCAAAUGGAAACGUGAAAGUUACGUUACAUUGUACAACUUGUCAUGUUUUAGGAAAAUAAAUUUAAUACAAAAAGAUCAUUAAACUAUCAUAUGCGAAAUAUAGAAAAAAUGAUAUCGCAUUUGAAGUUUAAAUAAUUAGAGAUAAUUUUAGAAAUUUUCUAAUGAGUUUUCGGAUAUUCUGUCUGAUCUGUGGGAUAAAUUCCCAUGGUUUGUUGGAAGUAUUCAUAUCAUAUGUCGAAGUGUAUUCUUGUUAUUUGUCAGAUUUAUGACGAAGCAUUUACAUUUCGUCAAGGAUGUCAACACCGUUUUGUCAAAUAUCAUUAGAUUACGUUCAUUGUUUCGUUAGGCUUACCUGGUGUUGGGUACUAUUGAAUAAAUAUCAAGUUAAUAUCAAUGUAGAUUUGCAGAAUCUAAAAUGAUAUGUUAAUACACUUUGGUGUAUUAAGUACCAUUUUAAUGUCCAUGUUUUCUGUCAUUUAUCAUUUAAACUGGAACUAAGGUCGUAUCAUUUUCAUCACAAUGUUGCUAUUUUUUCAUCUUCGUUAUCAUUGUAUUAGGUAUUAAUCAUUGUUCAUUAUUGAAACAUUCCGUAUGUGAAAACAUAAAAUGAUAUUACAGAUCAAUUCUAGAUUUUAUAUAAAUCUUUCUUUUUUAAUAAACAGAUUUGAAACAAA